Molecule: messenger RNA, 3393 nt
Organism: Prunus avium (sweet cherry)
Lineage: Eukaryota; Viridiplantae; Streptophyta; Magnoliopsida; Rosales; Rosaceae
Source: RefSeq, a predicted model, not a curated record
AUGGCUGGAGCUUUGAUCGGAGAGGCCUUUAUUUCUGCUUCCAUCCAGGUGAUUUGUGACAGAAUUGCUUCACCCGACUUCAUCGACUUAUUUCGGCACAAGAAACUCGAUCAACCUCUCCUCAUGAAACUGGAGACGACGCUGUUGACCUUGAACGCAUUGCUCGAUGAUGCAGAGGAGAAGCAAAUUGAGAAACCAAGGGUGAGAAAGUGGCUUGACGACCUCAAACACGCUGUCUUUGAUGCGGAAGACUUGCUGGAUGAGAUCAACUAUGAAGCUUUGCGAUGCAAGCUCGAAGGUGAAGCUCAAACAGCGGACAAAUUUACCAACAAGGUGUGGAACUUGCUCCCUACUUCUCGUAAUAAGUUUUAUCAAAGAAUGAAUGUUAAGAUACAAGAGUUGUUACGAAAACUAGAAAACUUUGUACAACUGAAAGGUGCUCUUGGUUUGACAGAAGUUGUUGGGAGGAAGGUUUCACAAAGAACUCCAACAACUUCCUUGGUUCAUGAACCUUUUGUAUAUGGUAGAGAUGAAGUCAAAGAAAAUUUAUCAAAACUGUUGUUCUCUGAUGACGCAAGCAAGGAGGAUGUGUCCGUCAUCACUAUUGUUGGAAUGGGCGGGGUUGGCAAGACAACCCUUGCCCGCAUGCUUUACAAUGAUGAUAAGGUGAAAGGGCAUUUUACACUUAAAGCUUGGGCUUGUGUUUCAGAAGACUAUGAUGCUAUCAGGGUAACUAAAACUCUUCUUGAGUCAGUCACUUCCAAACCUAGCAAUACGACAGAUCUGAAUUUGCUUCAAGUUGAACUAAGAGAACAACUCAGGGGGAAGAAAUUUUUAUUUGUGUUGGAUGAUCUUUGGAAUGAGAAAUAUUCUGAUUGGAACUGCCUCCAAACUCCUUUUACUUCAGGGGCAAGGGGAAGUAAAGUCAUCGUAACAACACGGAACAAAAAUGUAGCAUCUUUCAUGCAAAAUGUUCCUACUCAACCCUUGGAACCAUUGUCGCAUGAAGAUUGUUGGUCAUUACUUGCGAAACAUGCAUUUGGAAAUGUAAGCUAUAGUUCACAUCCAAGCUUGGAAGAAAUCGGCAAGAAAAUUGCACGCAAGUGCAAUGGGUUGCCUUUAGCUGCACAAACACUCGGCGGUCUGUUACGUUCUAGGCUAGACUCCGAGGUAUGGAACAGAGUACUAAACAGCAGCAUUUGGGAGUUACCUUACAAGAAAAGUGACAUUCUUCCUGCUCUAGGAUUGAGUUAUCAUUAUCUUCCAGCUAAGUUAAAGCGAUGCUUUAUUUAUUGUUCAAUUUUGCCAAAAGACUAUGAAUUCAAGGUAGAAGAUGUUGUUUUUCUUUGGAUGGGAGAAGGUUUAAUUCCCCAAUCUGAGAAUGGGGAAAGAAUGGAAGAGAUAGCUAAGGAAUAUUUUGAUGAACUGUUAUCCAGAUCAUUGUUUCAAACGUCGGGGAAAUCAAGUUUCGUUAUGCAUGAUCUCAUCAAUGACUUGGCUGUGUUCAUGUCUAAAGGAUUUUGUUCCAGGUGGGAAGGGAGGGAAUUACAUGAAGUAGAAAGAGUUCGCCAUUUGUCAUAUGCUAGGGAAUAUUUUGAUGUUGCUCUUAAAUUUGAGCCAUUAAAGGGGGCUAAGUGUUUGCGGACCUUCCUACCUACCCCUUUAAAUACUUAUCAAGAGUAUUAUCUAAGUAAAAAGUUUGUACAAGAUUUGUUGUUGUCACACAGAUGUUUACGGGUGUUGUCAUUGUCACGUUAUAGGAAUGUCACUCAGCUACCUGAUUCUAUUAAAAAUCUUAUUCACUUGCGCUAUUUGGAUCUCUCUCGUACUACAAUUGAAAGGUUACCUGGUGUAGUUUGCAGUUUGUACAAUUUGCAAACGUUACUAUUGUCAAAUUGUUCAUCUCUCAUUGAAUUACCUGUAGACUUCAGAAAAUUGACAAAUUUACAAAAAUUAAUGCUGGGAGGUUGUCGGUCUCUUGCUAAAUUGCCUAUAGACCUGUGGAAAUUAAGUAGUUUGUAUCAUCUUGAUGUGAGUGGAACUAAAAUUACAAAGAUGCCAUCGCAAAUGAGUAGACUAAAAAGUUUGAGAACUUUGACUGCUUUUGUUGUGGGGAAAUCUACUGGGUCGACCACUGGGGAGUUGGGGGAGCUUCCACAUCUUCGAGGAAAACUUUCAAUUCUAAAUCUGCAAAAUGUAGUUGAUGCUAAGGAUGCCGUGCAGGCCAAUUUGAAGAAUAAGAAGUAUCUGAAGGAGUUAAAGUUCGGAUGGGGCGAUGAAGACUCGGAUGAUUCCGAAAAAGUGAGAGAUGUACUUGACAAGCUCCAGCCUUCAAUUAGUUUGGAGAAACUGACCAUCCAAUUCUACGGUGGAACCAACUUCCCGAAUUGGUUAGGAGACUCAUGCUUCUCUAACAUACAAGUCAUGUGUCUUAGCGAUUGUAAAUAUUGUUGGUCGCUGCCACCAGUUGGGGGGUUACCUGCUCUCAAAGAGCUUUAUAUAGAAAGGAUGAACUUUGUUAAGAUAAUUAGUGUUGAGUUCUAUGGCAGAAAUGGAGCGUCUCUAAUUCAGCCAUUUCAAUCACUGGAGAAGUUGGAGUUUCAGGAGAUGGCAGAGUGGGAGGAAUGGGGAGGAUUGCCCACUCCCAACCUUACUUCGCUGCGAGUUGUUGAGUGCGAGAAGUUGAAGUCAUUACCUGAACGCAUUCACACCCUCACAGCUCUUGGAAAUUUGAAUAUAAGCAAUCUUCCAAAUCUGGAGUCAAUUGCAGAAGAUGGGGGUUUGCCUCCUAACCUCCGAUAUUUUAGCAUUCAGAAUUGUGAGAGACUGAGGGCUUCAUCUUCAUUAGUGGGAGACUACUGUAACUGGGGUUUGCAAGCACUUGUCUCCCUUGAAGAAUUUACAAUUGGAGGCAGGGGAAGUGAUGAAAUCAUGGAGACAUUGCUCAAGCAACAGCUGCUCCCGACCACUCUUCGCACUCUCUGCAUCGAGGAACUUUCAACUCUGAAAUCUUUGGAUGGAAAAGGACUUGCACACCUUACUGUUCUUCGAAGUCUAUCUAUUCGUGAGUGUAAAAGUCUGGAAUUCCUGCCAGGAGAGGCACUUCAACACCUCACUUCUCUUCAAAAGCUAUAUAUUAAUGACUGUCCGAGUCUCCAAUUCCUGCCAGAAAAGGCACUUCAACACCUCACUUCUCUUCAAGAGCUAUAUAUUUCUGACUGUCCGAGUCUCCAAUUCCUGCCAGAAGAGGGUCUGCCGCCAUCUCUUUCUUAUCUGAGGAUCUCCGAUUGUUCUGCCCUGGAAAAAAGGUAUCAGAAUAAGACGGGACAAGAUCAUUGGGCCAGCAUAUCUCACAUUCCAUGCAUCCGGAUAAAUGAUGAAGUCAUCAUAUGA